GUCAACUUGAUCAUCAAUUUUGUACUUUUACUUUUGUUUCCAUCUUGUGUUUCAUACCAGCGAUUGAAAAAAACACGGAUUGUGAUUCCAAAGCCUUUCUUCAUCGUACAAACAUCUUCGAAGUUCAUUUGACUGUGAAUAUUUUGGAGCCUUUAAGUUUUACAUCAAUUUCAUUACCAAUCUCGUAGUUAUCUUUCGGAUCAACUUUUAACCAAUCUUCAUCAUGAGUCCAAAAAGUGGUAUAUUCUCUAUGAGGCUUUGUCUUCUUCUUGUGCUUGUUUCCUUUCUAAUUGUUCAAAAUGCUGAUCAAUCUUUUGGAAUGAAAAAGAAAAUGAUUAAGAAAUUGAAAAAAGUUCUUCCACUUUUACUUGCAAUCAAGCCAAAAAAGAAGCUCCUCAUUUUACCUUUACCAUUCCCAAUGAUGAUGAAGGGAAGUAAAUUUGGUGGCAGUGGCGGCGGAGGAAUGUCCUGGGGAAGUGGAAUGAGCAGCGGCAUGCCUUCAAUGAGCGGUUUGAGCGGAAUGAGCUAUAUGCCUGUACAACAAAUAGCAAUGCCUUCUUACGGAGGAAUGGACAAUAGCUGGAUGAUGAUGUCCUCGAUGGACUGUAAUUCAAACGAUUUCUAUGGCAUGGGUGGUGCCAACUCUGGUUAUACAUCUGGUGGAUACAGUUCAGGUAAACAAGUCCAUGGUGGUGGUACUGGUGGCUAUGUUGGAGCAAUCAGUAGUGGUAAUAGUGCCGGUGGUGGAGGCUGGAAUGAUGGCUCCAGUGGAAACAAUUACAAAGAAAAUUAUUCAUCAGGCGGUGGAUCCAAUUACCAUCAGGGAUCUUCUGGUGAUUCCUGGAACAACAACAAUGUUCAAAGACCCAUUAGUGGCUAUUAAAGAUAAAAUAUUUUAACAAUUAAUGUUAUCAUUAGCUAAAAAAUCAUAACUCACCAUUUAAUCAAACCAUUAUAAUCAUUUAGAAACAUCUUAAGUCUUUACCAUUCUCAUUAUGUCAUAUGUUUCAACACAAACUCCUUUUGUCCCAGUCUAUUGUCUUAUAAGCCUUUCUCAUCACCAAUUAAUCAACCACUCUCCCAACUAAAACUCGCCAAUUUUAAAUCAAAUAAUUUUGUCCAAGCAAAAUAAUCGAUUGUUUCUUGUUGUGUUUAUCUUUGUUUACCUCGUUCUCAUUAGUCUUUGUCAAAAUUAAUUUUACUCACAAAAAUUGGUAUCAGUGGCCAUAAAACAGUUACUUACAAGUCAAAAAGAAGCCAUCUUCAUUUGAUAUCACCAAUGAUUCAAUAAUCAUUAAUCAUUUCUCCCUAUCUGUAAAUGUAAUUUAAUAAUCAUAACAUAAAUUUUAUUUUAUUUAUCCAUAUUUUAAUAAAAAAUUGAAACAAUUGAAAAAGUCCCACUCCAAUGCUUAUUGACGAGAAGUUUUUGUUUAUCAAAUCACGAUAACAUAAAA
Molecule: messenger RNA, 1454 nt
Organism: Tetranychus urticae (two-spotted spider mite)
Lineage: Eukaryota; Metazoa; Arthropoda; Arachnida; Trombidiformes; Tetranychidae
Source: RefSeq, a predicted model, not a curated record